AGCUGGGAGGAAGGAAAGAGCGGAGCAGCUGACACCGAUAAUGCUGGCAGGAGAAGCAUGCAGACCUUGGCUCUCCCUACAUUCUCUUCCUCUAGUCUGGACUCCCCAGGACACAGUUGUUCUCCAAGGGAGCAGCCAGGAGGAGAAGGCAAGAAGUCACCCUUGAACUAAUGGAAGCCAUGUUACAGGACUCAGUGACAUUCAAAGAUGUUGCGGUAGACUUCUCCCAGGAGGAAUGGGAGCGGCUGAAUCCUGCUCAGAGGAGUUUGUACAGGACUGUGGUGCUGGAGAACUACUGGAACUUGGUCUCAGUGGGAGCUUGCGUUUCCAAGUCACAUCUGAUCUCGUUACUAGAGCACGGGAAGGCGCCUUGGGACAUGAGGGGUGAGGUGACAGAAAGCACAUCACAAGAUGGAGAAUCUGUACACAAGACACAAGAAUUAUCUCUGAAACAUUUUGUGUCUGAUAAUGUGUCAGUGGAGAAAAUGACAAGUUUUGGUUAUGAGUGCCCCACUUCUGGAAAAAGGUGGAAAUGUAAAGACCUUUUUGAAAGACAAAUGAUGAAUCAAAGCAUGCUAUUUCACAUGAAAGAAAGAGUCACUCAUAAAGAAACUCACACUAAAGAAAUAGGCUAUAAAUACUCCAAAUCUUCAAAAUUGCUCCUUUUGGACAAUGCAGAAGAGACUAUUUAUAGUCACAGGUCAAAUAAGAAAAGCUUCUCCAGAAAUCCCAAGGCACGAAGAUAUAAGAAAAUCUGGGCAGGAAAGAACAUUUUUAAAUGUAACGAAUGUGAGAAAACCUUUACCCACAGCUCAUCUGUUGCUGUUCACCAGAGAAUUCACACGGGUGAAAAACCAUAUAAAUGCACAGUGUGUGGAAAAGCCUUCAAACAGAGUCAUCACCUGGCCCAACAUCACACGACUCACACCCGAGAGAAACUCUUCGAGUGUAAGGAGUGCAAGAAAGCCUUCAGCCAGAAUUCAUACCUCAUUGUACAUCAGAGGAUCCAUACCGGAGAAAAACCGUAUAAGUGUAAGGAAUGUGCAAAAUCCUUCAGGCAGCCUGCACAUCUGGCUCAGCACCAGAGGAUUCACACGGGGGAGAAACCCUACAAGUGCAAGGAAUGUGGGAAGGCCUUCCGGGACAGCUCUACCUUCUCUCAGCAUCAGAGGUGUCACAGCGACAAACGACCCUUUCGGUGUGUUGAGUGUGGCCAAGCCUUCAGGUAUAACAUGUCGCUAACUCGUCACUUUCGGCAUCACCACGCCGGGGAGAAGCCAUUUGAUUGCGCUGACUGUGGGAAAGUCUUCAGUAUGCACACAGGACUGACCCUGCACAGGAGAAUUCACACCGGAGAGAAGCCUUACAAAUGUGACGUCUGUGGAAAGGCUUUCCGCAGUGGGUCAUCGCUGACCGUACACCACAGAACCCACACAGGAGAGAAGCCUUACAAAUGUGACGUCUGUGGGAAAGCCUUCAGCCACAGCAUGUCACUCACUGGCCAUCAAAGAGUACAUUCUGGAGAGAAACCUUACGAAUGUAGGGAGUGUGGCAAAACUUUCCGGCAGAGUAUCCAUCUUGUUGUUCAUUCAAGAAUUCACACUGGAGAAAAACCCUACAAAUGCAAGGAAUGCGGGAAAGCUUUCAGAGAAAGUUCACAGCUGAGCACUCAUCAGGGAAGUCACACAGAAGAAACACCUUUUGAAUGUAAGCAGUGUGGUAAGUUUUUCAAAAGAAGUACCUAUCUCGCCAGACAUCAGAAAGUCCACACAGGAGAGAAACCUUAUGAGUGUAACGAGUGUGGGAAAGCCUUCAGUUAUACUGCCUACCUUGUAAGACAUAAGAGAGUCCAUACUGGGGAGAAACCUUACAAAUGUACCGAGUGUGGAAAGGCAUUUGGCGAUGGCUCCUCCCGUGCUCAGCAUCAGAGACUUCACACGGGUCACAGGCCCUGCGUAUUCGACAAAUGUGGAAAGGCAUUCAGAACAAAGUCAUCCCUUGACUGUCACCAAAGAUGCCAUACUGGAAAGAAGCCUUAAAACGGUGUCCCCUCUGGCAAAUCCUUUAGCCACUGACAAACUGUUGCCAUUCUUUAGAGGAUUUAACUUCCAAGCAGAUUGUUCAUUCUAUGGGGAAGGAUUCACACACGUGAGAGAGCUCUUAGGAAUGCAAGGACCGUGGCGAAGUCUUCAGGCAGUGUUCUUAAAAUGUCCAUCAUGGGUGAGUUCUUGAUGCUGAGUCAUUUCAGGCAUCCCUUUGUGUCACCAACUCCUGUGUAUACACCUGCUAAGUGUUUCCAUUUAUUUUUGUUCCGGUUACCAUGCUCCGAAACACAAUUGUGUCACUUGGACUUCUCCAAAUGUCUGUAAUUGCUGUUGUUUCCUUCAAGUUUAUCAUUCAUUUUACAAUCAGAAUCUUUUAAAAACAUAAAUGUUAUUUAUGUAAUUCUUCUAAAAACUCACUGUAUAAUGUCUAUUUAGUGGAGAUGAGAUGCUUAGCAACAUGGUUGACUACAUUAAGUUUGAAUGGAGAACAUCCUUCCAAUGAUUACGACACACAUAAGCAGAGAACACAGAGGCCACACCCAAAAGGAACAUGGAGGGACAUUUGUGAGCUAAUGCCUUUAUUGGGACCGAGGGCCCAGAUGGAAACAAGCAGGUAUGAGUUCUGGGAGAGCAUGUCAUGUAGGAAGUCAUCAUUGUGGCACAUGUGUCCAGGCCAUCGGCAGCAGCUCAUUUAAAGAAGUGGUGGGGGCAGGGAGCUCAGUUUGACAGGAGAAAUGCUUCUAAGUUCUUACUCUUGGCACCAGCUUGAGUCGUUUGUGGACCGUGUCCUGCUAGAAAGUGUCAAGGGUGACCGACCUAUGUCUCCAUCAUGGGGAAGUUCAUUAGAUAGACAGCAGGAAAACAUACAGUUAUAGGACGUCACUACACCGACCCAUGGACAGUGCUUAGAAAACGUGUUAGAUCAGCAAUACUAUUUCUAAACUAUGAACUCUGGAGUUGGGAAUAUGACUUAGAUGAUCAGAACUGUUUAGAUACUGGAAGUAUCUUCAGGUAGAUGACAAUUAGCAUGUGUAUUAUGCUUAAAGUUUAAUAACAUAGAAACUUUCUAAUGUGUAAAGAAAUUAAAUAUGGUCUGACAUGUAGAACCUGUUUUGGGAAGGGCCUAGAACUUUAAAUAAGACUGGAACAAAAGGAUUAGAAUUUGUCUGGAGAAAUAUGUGCAAACAAGAGAAAGAAAGGAUGGCUUUCUGAUGCUUAUUAUCAAGCCUGUGGCAGGUCAUUCUAGCUGAAACAGUGAACUCCAGGUUCACCAUGAGAUCCUACCUCAAAACGUAAAGUGGAAGGUGAUGGACCCACGUCCACUUCUGCCCUCCACAGUGCACACAUGGGCAGUCACACCCACAAACGCGCACAUGUGAAGACACAUUCAAAUCAGUAAACAACAAAUAAAAUUUAAAGUGGGGGCUGUGGCUGGGCUUGGUGGCACACACAUCUAAUUCCAGCACUCUGGAGGCAGAGGUGGGUGGAUCUCUGAGUUUGAGACUAGCCCAGUCUACAGGGCAGCCAGGGUCAUAUAGUGAAGCCUUGUAUAGCAACAACAAGAAAAGAUCACAACCAGGGGCUGGAGAGAUGGCUCAGAGGUUAAGAGCACUGGCUGUUCUUCCAGAGGUCCUGAGUUCAAUUCCCGGGGACCACAUGGUGGCUCAAAACCAUGUAUAAUGAGAUCUGCUGUCCUCUUCUGGUGUGCAUAGAUACAUGCAGGCAGAACACUGGAUACAUAAUCAAUAAAUCUUAAAAAAAGAAGAAGAUCAUAGCCAAGCUGAACACCUACUGUAGCAGAAAGGAAAACAGGGAGCCCAAGCUUCCACUGUGGUUGUUCUAGAGGACGAGGGGUGAUUUCUGGGCAGCCCGUCUCAUGGUAGGUUCUGGUGGACGGUAUGCCUGCCUUUCCUUGGUUAUCAUCAAGUCCCCCCACACCCUGCAUAAUAUAUUUAAGUCUGCAAUUGUUUUUCCCAGAGGCUUUUGCCAACUGGUUUCUUUACGGGAAACAACAACAAAGAUUGGAGUCUGACAGUUGGGGGAAAACAGGGCACUUUUUCCUGACUCUUCUGCUUUGGGUGCUGCUGCUGCCGCCAGUGGUCUCCUCCAAAUCCUUGCCCAUUCUCUGAGUUGUUAGGGCUCCGGCUUCCAUCAGGGCAGCCUGGGAGUUUAGCUCCUAUAGAGGGUGUGGCUCUUGGAUCAUGGUAAUAGUUCUAUGGUUCUGAGUCUGUGGUUCUCAACCUCUUUUGGUUGCAAGCCCUCUGGGGGUUGAGCAGCAUUUUCACAGGGUCGCAUAUCAGACAUUUACAUUAUGAUUCACAAGUAGAAAAAUUACAGUUAUGAAGUAACAAUGAAAGUAAUUUCAUGGUCUGGGGUCACCACUACAUGAGGAACUGUAUUAAAGGGUCACAGCAUUAGGAAAGUUGAGAACCUCUGUACUAAUUCUACAGAGUUGGCUCCAAUUUUUGUUUGGCUUAUUAACUGUGGUAAAUUACAUAAGUUGAUUUUUGAAUGUUGAACUAGCUUUGCAUUCCUGAAUGGACGCCAGGUGGUCUUGAAGUGUCCAAAUUGAGCAUCCUUAAUCUGAAUAUUUGGGAUCCAAAAUGCUCCAAAGUCUGAGACUUUCUGAGUGCUUCUAUGACGUCAAAAGUGGCCAAUUCUACUCCUGAUCCCAUGUAACAGGUUGUACUAAAAAAAAAAAAAUAAGAAAACUAAAAGAUUGUUAUCAAAUUACUAGGGCUGGGGAGAGGACUCAGUGGUUAAGAGCACUUGCUGCUUUUGCCGAGGACUUGGAUUUGGUUCUCACAACUGCCUGUAACUCCGGUUACAGGGGAUCCUAUGCUCCUCUCUCGCUGCCAUAGGUACUAUAUGCACCCAAGGCAUGUAAGCACACGAAGGCAAAACACUCAUGCACAUAAAAUACAAAUAAAUUUUUCAGGUGACACAAUGCUACGAGAUUGUUUUCGUUAAAAGAAGUUUUGUGUACAAUUAUCUCUAGGUUAUAGGAGAUGUUUGCGAAGCCUAAAUGGAUUUUAUAUUUAGACUUUGGUUUUGGCCCUGAAAUAUUUCGUCAUGGUAUGCACAUAUUCCUAAAUCAGAAAAAGUAAUGUAACACUUUUGGUCUGAAGCAUUUUGGAUAAUGAAUAUUCUGCUCGCCAGGGAGUGUGUGGCACAGACCUUUAAACCCAGAACUAAGGAGGCAGAGGCAGGCGGAUUUCUGAGAACAGCCUGGUCUACAGAGCAAGUUCCAGCACAGCCAGGGCUACACAGAGAAACCCUGUCUCGAGCAACCAAACAAGAAAACAAUAGCAUUCUGCUUACUCUGAAAUGCAUUGCUUGUGUCUGUUAGGUAGUUUAAAUGAAGGAUCAUCACAUCUAUGUUCAUGAGAGACACUAGUCUGCAAUUUUCCAAGGCUGCAUGGCUGGUCCAUUUCUUAAGCAAGCUUGGUAAUUUGUAAGUUCUUUUAAGAACUAGGUUUGUUUGUGUACCUCUCAGUGGGUAUGACAUUGCCCGCAGUGCUUGCUUGGUUAUCUCCUAAUGGGACUGGUGAUGUAACUCAGUGGUAGCACACUUGCCUAGCCUAUGUCAGGCUCUGGAAUUGGACCCUAGGACAAAACCAAAAUGAACAAAAUAAAACAAUGAAUACAUUGCCAGGUUCCAUAGCAAAAGCAAUCCAAGCCAGCCCCCGCCCAAAUGCCUCUAAGAAAAGUAUUGAUGUCUGUAUUUUAUUAAUAUGUUCCCAUUUCCUUUUUAAAAAUGUUAGACUGAGUCUCACUGUGUAGUCCUGGUUGGCCUAUGACUUGCUGCGAAGACCAGGCUGCUCUUGAACUCACAGAGGUCUGCCUGCUUCUGCCUUCCCAUUGCUAUUAAGGACAUGUGACCCUACAUCUGCCC
Mesocricetus auratus (golden hamster) is the source of this 5940-nucleotide messenger RNA. RefSeq names its product zinc finger protein 471. The coding region runs from base 171 to 2039 and encodes 622 amino acids. Gene Ontology annotation, biological process: regulation of transcription by RNA polymerase II. The transcript has 4 exons. Gene Ontology annotation, molecular function: DNA-binding transcription factor activity, RNA polymerase II-specific; RNA polymerase II cis-regulatory region sequence-specific DNA binding. The record is from RefSeq and is a predicted model, not a curated record. Lineage: Eukaryota; Metazoa; Chordata; Mammalia; Rodentia; Cricetidae.